AUGGUUAUCUGGAUGGUCGCCAGUGGCAUUGCUGCGACGUACGUCUUUUUCUGGGCGCUCUUGCAUCUGCCUCAGGACCAGAGCGAACGUCAAUUGGUCUCAACUCGUAUUCUAUUCAUCAGUCCCUUACUCGGCAUGAUACAAUGGAGCAUGGACUGCUAUUCAUUUAUGAGGAAACGGUAUCGGGACUUGCCCAUAUACACUAUGAGGAUUCCCGGCUCCCGACUAUACGUCGUCAACUCCCUAGAUCUGAUACCCGUUGUCCAGCGCCAUUGGCGCACUCUGAUAUUUGCACCUGUUCAGAUCAAGGCAGCACAGGCAGCUAUGGGUGUAAGCAAACGCACGAUCGCAGUCAUGGAACGUGACAUGGUCACCGAAGCUGGGUUCGUCAACGGCAUGAUCAAGACUACUCAUCCUACGGUGAGCAACGGCCCCGGGCUAGACGCUUUAAACGCCAAGGCGUUCGAAGUCUUCGACAACAUUUUAAGAGAGUUAAAUACGCCAACGACAGUUUCCCUAUUCAAAUGGAUUGAUCAACAAAUCAUGCGUGCUACUACGGAUGCCGUAUAUGGACCGCAAAAUCCGAUGUGUGAUGAUACCAAUCUUGAUGCUUGGCACAACUGCCAUCCUGCUAUCAUGUUUCUCAUGCUGGACAUAUUACCAUCAACCAUCUCCUUCAAGUCAGCGACCCGGGUUCGCGAGCAUCUUAUCAAGAGCUUCUCCAAAUAUUACGAAGGCGGCAGUUUUCAUGCAAGGAAGCAAUGCAAUUGCUACGAUACUGCACCACCGAUUGAUGUUUGCAGGGAAGGAAUAAGAGACAGUGCGAUUCAGGGCCUAUCGCAUAUACUUGGAUAG
Neoarthrinium moseri is the source of this 855-nucleotide messenger RNA. RefSeq lists its product as uncharacterized. The transcript has 3 exons. Bases 1 to 855 code for a protein of 284 amino acids. Gene Ontology annotation, molecular function: oxidoreductase activity, acting on paired donors, with incorporation or reduction of molecular oxygen; iron ion binding; heme binding. Lineage: Eukaryota; Fungi; Ascomycota; Sordariomycetes; Amphisphaeriales; Apiosporaceae. The record is from RefSeq and is a predicted model, not a curated record.